AUGUGCAAUAAUUGCGCCAGUAGAACAAUGGCGCCCCGGUGGUGGCUGCCGAUUCUCUGCCUCGCCGGCAGCGUACUCCAUGGUCGCGCACAGCUUGAUAGCAGAGGUUUCAUCAACAUAGACUGUGGGCUACAGGGAGAGGAGAGCUACGUCGACGACGAGACAAAGCUGGUGUACGCCUCAGACGCUGGAUUCACCGACACCGGCACGCCUUACAACAUCUCGGCUGAGAACUUCCGGCCAUGGCGGUCCAGGAACGUCCGCAGCCUGCGGAGUUUCCCCGAUGGUGCGCGCAACUGCUACACGCUACGAUCCCUAGUGUCCGGCCUCAAGUACCUCUUCCGCGCCACGUUUCUCUAUGGCAACUACGAUGGCCUUAACAAGCCACCAGCGUCGUUCGACCUCUACAUCGGCGUCAACUUCUGGACGGUGGUGAACAUGUCUUGGUGGGGGUCGGACCAGGACAACAAGGCGGAGGUGGAGGCCAUCAUAGUCGUGCCAUACGACUUGGUGCAGGUGUGCCUGGUCAACACCGGCGGCGGGACGCCCUUCAUCUCCGGGCUGGAGCUGAGGCCGCUGAAGAUGUCGCUCUACCCACAGGCAACAGCGGAGCUGGGGCUGUUCAUGCGGAGCAGGCGAAACUUCGCCGCGAUAAACGAAACAAUCAUCAGGUUCCCCGAUGAUCCAUACGACCGGCUAUGGUACCCUAGGUCCGACGCCACGAUGUGGACAGAGAGGUCGACGACCGAGAGGGUGGACGGCUUCGACAGCGGCAGCUUCGAGGCACCCGUGGCGGUGCUUCAGACGGCGAUAACGCCGCUGAACGCCUCCGGGAGCAUCAAUUUCGGCUGGGACACGGAGCCCCAACCAAACAACCCAUCGCCGGGGUAUCUUGCCGUCUUCUACUUCGCCGAGCUACAGGUGCUGGAUGGGAACGCCUCUCGCCAGUUCUACAUCAAUCUCAACGACGAGCUCUGGCACAACAGGGCGGUGAAGCCCGAAUACCUCUCCAGAAUCAACUUAUACAAUGAAUUCCCCAGCCCGCGCCAGAACCACUACGAUAUAUCCAUCAAGGCCACAGCCAAUUCCACGCUGCCGCCCAUCAUCAACGCCUACGAGGUGUUCUCUGUCAUCACCACCACCAACGUUGGUACAGAAUCCCAUUAUGCAUCUGCGGCCAUGGCGAUCAAGGCCAAGUACAAGGUGCACAAGAACUGGAUGGGUGAUCCGUGCUUUCCCAAGACUAUGACGUGGGAUAGUCUGAACUGCAGCUAUGCCACUGCCAGCCCUCCAAGGAUCACAAGCAUAUGCAGGUCCAGGUGA
Molecule: messenger RNA, 1323 nt
Organism: Triticum turgidum subsp. durum (durum wheat)
Lineage: Eukaryota; Viridiplantae; Streptophyta; Magnoliopsida; Poales; Poaceae
Source: the annotation of a GenBank genome assembly